Messenger RNA from Lathyrus oleraceus (garden pea), 1248 nucleotides. RefSeq names its product eukaryotic translation initiation factor 4 gamma-like. NCBI's taxonomy places the organism in Eukaryota, Viridiplantae, Streptophyta, Magnoliopsida, Fabales, Fabaceae. The coding region runs from base 1 to 1248 and encodes 415 amino acids. The record is from RefSeq and is a predicted model, not a curated record. The transcript has 2 exons.
AUGGGGGUCAUUGACAGGGUCUUAGUCAAACUAACUCUGGACACAUUCUGGGAAGCUCUGAAGGAUCGGAGAAAGAUACCAAAUGGGCUGCAUCUUUUCUCCAAGAUAGAUCCUCCAGAGGUCAUUGCUCAAUAUCUCCAGGAUCUGGCAUCUCAAGGAGUGGACAUCUCAGAGUUCUCUGUGGACUGGCUUCCAGAGCAGCCACCUAACUUCAUGAAGAGGAAGAGAGAGCCUUCUGAGAAGUCAAAGAAUAAGAAGACUCUGAAGUUGGGAGAACCUUCAGAAACCAGAUCGCCUGUGCCUCUAGACUCAUCUUCUUCAACUAGGUAUCUUAAUAUAUGCAUUUCACCUCUUUCAUCCACUCCCUCAUCUCCUCCAUACUAUGACAUUUCUUCUGACUCUGAACAACCAGAAAUCCCUGACCCUUCCUCUCCAACUUUGGACCAACUCCAAGCCAUAACACACUUAGAACAACCUCCAUUUGUCCCAGAAACCUCUGCACCUUCACCUUCUCCCUCCGCAACUGAACCACCUUCUGAACCUCAUACUGAAACUCCCUCUGAACCUCCCACUGAACACUCUGAAACCACUCACACUCCAUCUGGACUAAUAAAUCCAACCUCUGAACCUCAACCUAUCUUUCCAACCCUGGAAUAUUCAUUUGCUUUAUUCUCAAAAUAUUUAGUUGUGAAGCUCAUAAAUCUAUCAGAACAAUCUAAUAUAAGUGACAAUCCUUCUGACGUAAAGACUCACUGGAAUGAAAUCAUCAGAUGGAUGACAUAUGAGACCUUCAAACUUAAAGGACUAUCUGAACAGGCUAGGAAUGACUAUAUCAGAGAAACUGAGAAGAGACUAGAGGCUCGUCUGGUCAGAGAAGAUGAAGAGAGAUCCCUAAAGGAAGCUGAAGAAAAGGCAAUGCAAGAAGCUAAAGACCAGGCAAGAAAAGAAGUUGAAGAAAAAGCUGUCGCUGAGGCUGCUACUGCCGCAGAAGCUGAAGCCAAAGCUAAAGUUGAAGAAACAACACGCAUAGCUACAAAGGAAGAUGCUAAGGCCACUGAAGUUGCUUUGACUCAAGGUGAGUCACCAAACUCUAAUCUUGCUUCGUUGGUGCUCAAGACUCUGGAAGAACUCCAGAAGGAACAACAUCUUGUGAGAGCCAGACUUGACCAACAAAACUCAGUCAACUCCAGUAUUCAGAACCUCCUUGCUCAGUUGCUUCAGAGGAUGCCGCUUCCACCAAACCCUUAG